UCGUGAUGUCAAACUCACAUAACACUGAAUAUGAAAAAUGCACUACAAACAUCAUUCACCUUGAGUCAAACAUCCAAGUACCAGAGCAGCAGCGGGAGGCUAUGCCAAUGGUGGUCGAGCAGAGCAAUAAUUCUUACGACAGCCAUGACUCCGGUGAAGAGGAGGAGUUUGUAAGCGCAAGCGAUGAAAACCAAAUUCUCACUGACGAGGAGAUCGUACCAGACGUACAAGAGCAAGAAAGCAACGCACCUCGACGAGGACCCAGCAGACCAAAAAUUAUUCGCAGUGGUAAGUCCGGUAGACCCAGAAAACAAUACAACAGCCUCAGUUACAUUGAAGACAUUGAGACGCCACAGUGCGUUGGAGACGCUUUACGGGGCGAGCAUGCCCAGGACUGGAAGACGUCAAUGCAGAAAGAAUAUGAUGCUCUCAUUUCAAAUAACACAUGGACAUUGUGUGAUUUACCUCCAGAACAAAAGGCCAUUGGAUCCAAGUGGGUCUUUCGCGUCAAAAAGGAUAAAUAGGGAAAUAUACAAAAGUUUAAAUCAAGACUUGUUGCUCAAGGUUGUGGGCAACAGAUGGGCGUCAACUAUUCGAAAACGUUUUCUCCAGUAAUCCGCUACGAAACCAUCAGAAUACUAUUCGCUAUAGCAGCAGAAAGACAUCUAUGCAUGCAUCUGGUUGACAUAUCAAACGCAUAUUUAAACGGCAGACUUCAAGAAGAAGUGUAAAUGAGGCAACCACAAAACUUCAUUAAUGAGAAGAAUCCAAACAAAGUAUUAAAGCUUCAAAAGGCGAUCUACGGACUUAAACAGUCAGGGCGUGUCUGGAAUGACACUUUGGAAGAAGUUUUGAAGAGAAUUGGUUUCAAGCGCAGCAAAAAUGAGGCGUGCCUG
Molecule: messenger RNA, 896 nt
Organism: Drosophila yakuba
Lineage: Eukaryota; Metazoa; Arthropoda; Insecta; Diptera; Drosophilidae
Exons: 1
Coding region: 6-524 (172 amino acids)
Source: RefSeq, a predicted model, not a curated record